AUGCCUGGGGUCCUUGACCCCUGGAAGCCGAGCUUCGUGGUGGUGUCCCCGGCUGUGCUGUACCACCCCCAGCCUGCCACGCUCUGGGUGCACCUCAGGGACCUCCAGGGGCCCGUCCAGCUCCAUGUGCAGCUGCAGGGGGACAGCAGGACCCCUCCCACCACCCUGCUGAGCCGAGAGGUCCUGGAGCCCCAGCUGUACCUGAACGUCACCUUCCCUGCUCCAGCCCCUGCCCAAGGGAAGGAGGAGAUCGUGGCCCUGAACGUCUCCAUCCGAGGAGAGUCCCUGGAUGUCUCCGAGGAGAAGAAGGUGAUGCUGAGAGUUCUGAGCCCCGGGGUGUUCAUCCAGACUGACAAGGCUGUGUACAAACCUGGGCAGGAAGUGAAGUUCCGAGUGGUCUCUUUGAAUAAGGACCUGACCCCCAGCAGCCAGAAGCUGCCCCUGGUGUUCCUGCAGGAUCCCAGCGGGAACCGCAUCGCGCAGUGGCGGGAGCUGAGCCCUCGGCAGGGAAUCGUGGAUUUGUCUCUCCCGCUGGCCUCGGAGCCGGCGCUGGGCACCUACACCAUCAGCGUGGAGGGGAAGAGCCACUCCUUCAGCGUGGAGGAAUACGUGCUGCCCAAGUUUGAGGUGACCAUUCGCCUCCCCAGCGUGCUGUGGGAGCAAGACGAGAAGAUCCCGGUGGAGAUUUGCGGGCGCUACACCUACGGGAAGCCUGUCCAAGGGAAGGUCCAGGCUGACCUGUGCCUCAGACAGAACCUCUGGGCUCACGGGUUACAGAAGACCUGCAUCCAGGUUAUGGGGCAGACGGAGAAGAAUGGCUGCUUUUCCACAGAGGUUUCUCAGGCUGCCUUCAAGGAGAGGAUUUUGCCUUCAUUUUCGAGGAAGAAACUCGAAGUCGAGGCAUCACUGGUGGAGGAUGGCACAGGGCUGGAGAUGAAGAGUGCCAAGACCUGCAAGGUUUUACGCAAAUCUGUCACGGUCACCUUUGAGAACCCCGAUCGUGCCUUCAAGCCAGGGCUCCCCUACAGUGGGACGAUCCGGCUGGAGGAAGCCGACGGCUCUGGGCUGCCCCAGAGGCAGGUCCUGCUCUCCAUCAACAACAAAGGAGAAAAGAGGACACAAAGCCUCCUGACUGACAGCUCAGGGAGAGCCUUCUUCCAGCUGGACACCUCUGGCUGGGGGGACCGGGUCUCCUUGCUGGCUGAAGUCAGUGGGACAGCUGAGAGCCAGGAGGGCUCGCUCAGGCCCCGAGGUGCCUUCCUGAUCCUCAUGCCUCACUUGUCCAAGAGCGGGAGCUUCCUGCACAUCCGCGCCCCGCGGGGCGAGCUGCCCUGCGGCCACUCCCAGCUGCUCCACGUGGAUUCCAUCUUUGGCAAGGAGGCUUUGGGCACUGAGCUGAGGAGCCUGGAUAUGGUUUUCAUGGUCCUGGCCAAGGGCUCCAUAACCAGCAUCUUCAGGAAAGAGAUCUCUGCAGAGCCUGGACAGAGAUCCUCCCUCUCCCUGGAGCUGCCCAUUGGCGUGGAGCUGGCACCCAUGGUCAGGAUUCUGGUGUACGUGCUGCUGCCCAGCGGCGACAUGGUGGCUGCUAGCACUGAGCUCUCCGUGGCCAAGUGCUUCCCCAACCAGGUGCAGAUGGCGUUUUCCGAGGCCAGGGCCCUGCCUGGGGCAGCGCUGACGCUGCAGCUGGGGGCUGCCCCGGGCUCCCUGUGCGCUGUGCGGGCCGUGGAUCGCAGUGUGCUGCUCCUCAAGCCCGAGGCUGAGCUCAACGCCGAGGCUGUCUACAAAGCACUGCCCGAAUUCAGCAACCCCCACAGCAUCCAGGAUGAACCAUUAUGUGACUGGCUGGACUCCAAGAGGCACUCCUAUAUGUUAUUCCAGGAUGCAGCACUGAAGCUCUUCACCAACAGCAGGGAGCCUUGCUGGCACAGGCUCCACAUGGUUGGAAUGGCAGGUCCUGGAGGAGACAUGAGACUACUCCGUGGGGAGGUGGGAAGCAAUGCUUAUGAAGGAAUUAUGCCAAUGUUCACCUCAGCCAGCUCAGGCAUCGAGGGUGGGGAAGAGCCCCCAGCACCCCGGACAUACUUCCCAGAGACGUGGCUGUGGGACCUGGUCCCUGUAGGGGAGAGUGGCUCUGCCGAGAUGACGGUGACAGUGCCCGACACCAUCACAGAGUGGGAGGCUGGGAUGUUCUGUACAGCCCCACAGGGCCUGGGGCUGUCCCCUGCUGUCACCCUCACGGCCUUCCAGCCGUUCUUCGUGGAGCUGGCGCUGCCCUACGCUGUGGUGCGCCACGAGAGCUUCACCCUCAGGGCCACCGUCUUCAACUACCUGCGCCAGUGCCUGCGGGUUCAGGUGACGCUGGCAGAGUCGGCGGAGCUGGAGGUGUCACCGAGGGCAGGGGACACAUACACGGGCUGUGUCUGUGCAGAUGAAGCCAAGACCUUCCAGUGGGGCGUGCGAGCCACCAGCCUGGGGGAGGUGAACGUCACUGUGAGCACCGAGGCCCUCAGCUACUCUGAGCCCUGUGGCAACGAGCUGCCCCUGGUGCCGACCCAGGGCCGCGUGGACACCGUGAUAAAGCCUCUGCUGGUGCAGCCCGGCGGGAUCCUGGUGGAGAAGACUCACAGCUCCCUGCUCUGCCAGGAAGGUGCUGAAGAAGUGUCCUUGGAGAUUCCUGCAAACAUCCUGGAGAGCUCCCAGAGGGCCCACAUCAUCGUGAUGGGUGACAUCCUGGGCAAUGCCCUGCAGAACCUGGACGGACUCCUGGCCAUGCCCUACGGCUGUGGGGAGCAGAACAUGGUUCGCUUUGCCCCCAACAUCUACAUCCAGCAGUACCUGGAGAAGAGCGGGCAGCUGCUGCCGGACAUCCGCGCCAAGGCCCAGGGGUUCCUGCAGAGCGGGUACCAGCGGGAGCUGCUGUACAAACACGACGACGGCUCCUACAGCGCCUUUGGCAAGAGCGAUCCCUCGGGCAACACCUGGCUGACAGCGUUUGUCCUCAAGUCCUUCGGGCAGGCCCGAGCCUACGUGGCCAUCGAGGAGCGGCACAUCACGGACGCACUGCGCUGGCUGCAGCAACGCCAGAGGGAGAGCGGCUGCUUCCGCAAAGAGGGCAAACUCUUCCAGAAUGCCCUGCAGGGCGGUGUCUCGGAUGAGCUCUCGCUCUCGGCAUAUGUGACGGCAGCGAUGCUGGAGCUGGGACUGCCCACGGUGGAGCCGGUGCUGAGCUCAGCCCUCAAGUGCCUGGAGGCCUCUCCCACGGAUGACCCCUACACACAAGCCCUGCUGGCCUACGUGUUCGGGCUGGCAGGGCUGAGGGAGCAGCAGCAGGUGCAGCUGCAGCGCCUGGCCCAGCACAGCAUCAGUGCAGAUGGGCAACUCUACUGGAAGAGGAAGGGGCAGGCUCAGGAGGACUUGGAGCUGCCCUGGGCCGCGGCCCCGUCGGCCGAGGUGGAGAUGACAGCCUAUGUCCUGCUGGCCUACCUGUCCCAGCCCUCGGUGUCCCCCGCUGACCUGGGGACAGCGUCCCGGAUCGUCCGCUGGCUCUGCAAGCAGCAGAACCCCUACGGGGGCUUUGCCUCCACGCAGGACACCGUGGUGGCCCUGCAAGCCCUGGCCAAAUACGCCGCCCUGACCUACGGCAGCAACGGGGACAUGACAGUGACGGUGACAUCGCCUACGGGGACGGUGCAGGACUUUGUGCUGGACAGCAGCAACCGGCUGGUGCUGCAGCGGGCGGCACUGCCCGAGCUGCCGGGCACCUAUGGGCUGCGAGCCCGUGGGCAGGGCUGUGCCCUGGCACAGGUGACCCUGCGCUAUAACGUGCCUCCCCCGCCCAGCACCGGGGCCUUCGAGCUGCGGGUGCAGACGGAGCCGCUGCCGGGCACGAAGAACCCGGGGUUCCUGCUCCGCCUCUGGGCACGGUACACUGGGGAGCGCCCUGCCACCAACAUGGUUGUCGUUGAGGCCAAGCUGCCAUCAGGAUACAGCCCCGAUAAGAAAUCCACGGUAGAGCUGAAGAGGCAGAUCCUGGUGAAGAAGGUGGAGGUGCAGCCUGACCAGGUGACCAUUUACCUGGACGAGCUGACCAAGGAAGAGAAGACCUUUUCCUUCCAAGCCCAGCAGGACUUCGUGGUGAGCAACCUCCAGCCGGCCACUGUGUCCCUGUACGACUACUACGAGACAGGUGACCGUGUGGAUGUGGCCUACACUGCACCCCCCAGCUCAGGAAAACGUCUAACUCAGCCUGGAGCCUGGCAGCCCAUCCCUGCCCCAGCUCCCGUGGCCACCAAGGACAGCUGAGGGUCUCUGCUCCCACCCUGGCCUGGUCCUGACCCUCCAUGGGGGCAGGAGGUGGCCCAGAGACCCUCCCAGCAGCACUGGUCUCAAGCAGGGCCCCUCUGGAUAGAGCCCCAGCUUCCCCCCAGGAUCUGCAGCCGAGGGGCUCCUGCAGGCCCAAGGACACACAUGGACUUGGCUGAGCAGCCACAGUGGGCACUGCACAGGGACACCCCCAGGUCACCUCCUGCCAACCCUGCACGGGGCUCUGGGGUGCCAGCUCUGGCCUCUCCCCUCCCCACAGCACCUGAAGGGGACCCAGAGCUCCUCCCUUGUGCCAGAGCUUGCCUGGCAGGUCCCCACCACCCCUCACUCCCCACAGUGCCGCCCCAGCCCCGUCCCCAGCACUGACAAAAUGCCAGCGUCACCCCUAGGGCCUGGUGGAGCCCAGCCCCUGCCCUGGGUGUAAAUAAAGCAAUGCAGUCAAA
Molecule: messenger RNA, 4766 nt
Organism: Zonotrichia leucophrys gambelii
Lineage: Eukaryota; Metazoa; Chordata; Aves; Passeriformes; Passerellidae
Product: alpha-2-macroglobulin-like protein 1
Exons: 36
Coding region: 1-4302 (1433 amino acids)
Cellular component (GO): extracellular region
Molecular function (GO): endopeptidase inhibitor activity
Source: RefSeq, a predicted model, not a curated record